Messenger RNA from Episyrphus balteatus (marmalade hoverfly), 1123 nucleotides. RefSeq names its product suppressor of Mek1-like. The record is from RefSeq and is a predicted model, not a curated record. Bases 128 to 1090 code for a protein of 320 amino acids. NCBI's taxonomy places the organism in Eukaryota, Metazoa, Arthropoda, Insecta, Diptera, Syrphidae. Gene Ontology annotation, molecular function: DNA binding. The transcript is spliced from 2 exons.
AACGCGACUUCUAUCAAAAAUUCAAGGAAGAAAAAAAGUUGCAAACAAAACAAAACAUUUUUGUUUUCUUUAAAAAAUCCAACAAAAUUUAUUUUUUUUUUUAAAUAAAUUACUAACUGAAAUUACCAUGAAAAGGUGUUCAUAUCAAGAUUGUGAUUCUGUUCGAUAUCCUUGUGGCAAUAUAACAUUUUUUGUAUUGCCAACCGAUGACCGACGCAACAUUUGGAUACAAAAUUCUGGAAAUAAAUCUUUAUUAAACAUUGGCGACAAAGCACACAGAUUUAUUUGUGAAAAUCAUUUUCGUGAAUGCGAUAUAAAGAAUCAAUUUACAAGGAAAACAUUAAGAAAACAUGCUGUACCAAUUGAAUAUAUUCCAACGAAGAAUUUAACAAAUGAACCGACCAUACUCAAUUUUAAUGAUGGAUCAACUAAAAUAACAAAUAAAAAAAAGAAUGAAAAUACUGAAUUUAAUGUGAAUUUAGAAGAAAUCACAACAAAUAAUCAAAAUCUUUUUGACGACGAUGUUGUCACAGAUUUUCAUACCUCGCAAACUAUUGACUCGGCAAUUGUCGUCAAUGUCGAUGAUGAUGAAAGUAACACUGCUCCAUACAGUUUGAUAGAUUUUGUUGAUGAUGCUGAUGAUUUACCAUCCACUUCAAGUUUAAUCUUGGAAAAUCAAGAAAAAGACGACACAAUGAAGAAAGAAAAACAACCGGACGAAGAGACUAUGGAAUUGUAUUUAGAAGAAAAUAGUAAUGAUAACCAAGUGGAUUCGUCAACACUUGAAUUAGAAAUGGAAGAUGAAUCACAAAGUAUUGAAAUAUUUGUUGGUGAUGAUAGAGCCAGAGAAUGUGAGCCUGAGGUUGUUCCAGCUAAAGAGGAAAGUCCUACUAAACUUGAAAGUGUUGUUGAAACAACAACAACUGAGAAUCCAAGUAAUAGUAACAACAGCUAUAAAGAGGACAAGCAUUAUGCUUUAUCACUUGUUGGAUACUUUCAACGACUACCGCAAGCUAAGAAGGCAUUGGCUAAAUUGAAAAUUCUUCAAUAUCUUACCGAAUUAGAAUUUGAUAUGCCACCGACUUUAUAAUAAAUAGAAAAAAGGAUGCACCUAAUUGAGAAA